UCGCCCCGUGUACAAGUGGGCCGUUGGGAAUGGAGAGUGGAGCGAUCCCUGAUGACAGCAUCACGGCUUCGUCCUUCUACCACGAGGACUAUCGUCCAUCCAAAGCUCGGCUCAACGUCGAAAAGGUCGGUUGGAUACCACGCAAAAAGGCAGGACAGUGGAUUCAGGUGGAUCUGAGCGAGUACACGGCAAUCACAGGUGUUAUCGUACAGGGGUAUCGCACUAUGCAACACGUGAAAAGCUUUAGCGUGAAGUACAGCGAUACCGCGAUGAAAGGAGAAUGGAAGAGUUUGGUCGAUGAAGAGGGACAGGUCCUUGAGCUGGCAGGGAACACCGGGUCUGGACAACCUGUGACGGUUACCUUCCCCAGUGUCAUUGUAGCAAGAUACAUUCGUCUACUUCCGCUCACCUGGAGUAGGUCUGCGCCUUAUGCUCUGAGAUUGGAGGUGCUCGGCUGUCGAGAUGCCAUCGUUCGCUUAGUCGACGGUGAUGUGGACUGGAGUGGACGGGUAGAGAUCUACCGCAACGGUUCUUGGGGUGUGGUGUGUGACCAAGACUGGGACCUGCUGGACGCUACAACGGUGUGCCGUCAGCUGGGCUUCAAGCUAGGCGCACGUGAGGCUAAGACUGGAUCGUUCUUCGGCAAGAGUGGCUCGCUACCCGCAAUGAUGGCCCGAGUGUCGUGCAAAGGGACCGAGAGUCGUUUGGCUGACUGCCCGUUUGUCUGCAAAACUCCUGACAAAUGUGGCAGAACCCGAGAAGCUGGGGUGAUCUGUAGACCAAAUACGAUACGGUUGGUCGGCGGUUCGAAUGCAACCAAUGGCCGGGUUGAGGUCCGCCGUAGUGACAUCUGGGGAACUGUCUGCGAUAACGACUGGGACCUGACCGACGCCUCCAUUGUUUGCCGUCAGCUCGGCUUCUCCGAGGCAGUCGAGGCCAAAGCAGGUGCCUACUUCGGUCCAGGUCGUGGUCCCGUGCACUUGGAUGGUUUGGCUUGCGAUGGCUCUGAGAGCGACAUCAGCGAUUGCCCCUCUCUCUGUUGGGAGGAGACUCAGUGUAACCACACCCGUGAUGCUGGAGUGAUUUGUCGCAGUAAUUGAUUUAUUGCUUAUCAUUUAUCAUGUGACAUUUUGGUUACCUUAUUCGCGAUUUCGGUUUUCUAUUGUUUAUUCUAUUUUCAUCAUGGGGCCAAUUGGAUUCAUUUUUUCUGCAGUCAACGAAUGGAGUAGUUAAUUAUAAAGGGAAAAUAUUUAAUUCUCACUGCAGCUAAGGUUUAAGUCUAUGGAAUUUGUACUUCUGACUGUGUUUCUCUUUGAAUAUGUCUCUUGCUUUGAUACGACCAACCAACAUCAUACAAAUUAUGUUCACCGCCGUAGCAAUGAUGCGGUUUGAUUUAUAUCUCCUAUGCAGGGAUAACUGAUCAGGGUUUGGCAACAUUUUCAAUAAAACAUAAAACGUCGAAUUGUGUACUUGUUUAGUUCCACACAACAGCAUGUCAAAUACACGUAGAGGCUGAUUGAAAAUGUUUACAUUUUAUUGAGUACAAUAAUAAACCAAAAA
Patiria miniata (bat star) is the source of this 1560-nucleotide messenger RNA. RefSeq names its product scavenger receptor cysteine-rich domain superfamily protein-like. NCBI's taxonomy places the organism in Eukaryota, Metazoa, Echinodermata, Asteroidea, Valvatida, Asterinidae. The record is from RefSeq and is a predicted model, not a curated record. Gene Ontology annotation, cellular component: membrane.